AAACCGCGAAUCGCGUGUCACGUUCCCGUUCGAGUACCGUUGAUCGAUACGCUCCAUCCGGUUAUUAAACCAAUCUCCGCAGAUAACCUAAAAGCAUUUCAGGAAACGGCACGCGGCUUGCUGUAUCUAGCAACGAACUGUCAGCAAUAGGGAAAGAAAAAACGAAUGAUAAAAGCAUCGAUCAAGAGUAAUUGAAACCGUCGCUGGCUGGUCUACCGCAGUAUCGAUCCAAUUCUCGCUGAAUAACGAUCACCGACAGAAUAAACAAUAAUUAAGAGUACUCAUUGUCUCCAGUGAAUAUCUUCUUCCUAAGUUCUUCUUCCUGAAUCUUCCGAUUUCCGGUUAGUGGCAAGGAUCGAUUCGCAGAUUUUUGUGAAAUAUACACCGAGUGAAUUCAUCGAUUUCCGCCACAUUGGCCUCUGAGCGACUCAUACAGAUCGCAGUGACGAUGCAAUAGCCGCAACCCGUCGUUGCGUUGCGUAGACAGUGCGUGACCAUGGAACACCUUGCAGGCACGCAUCGGGUUUCAACCGAAUCAGCGACGGCGAAUCGAAAGACAGCAUGGAUCUGUUGAGCCUGACCCUCCGAUCCAUCGAUCUGAGGGACUCGUCGUCGCAGAGCGACGGUUUCCUCGACCUGAGGGAGGAGAACACGGCCGAGGGGGCGGCCAAACAGAUCAAAGAGGAGCCGCGAGCCCCCGCGAGCGAGGAAUUGCAGGAACCGAAGACGAUCAGCCUGGACGAAGUCGCCUGGCACGACACCGUCGACAACUGCUGGGUCGUGAUCUACGAUUCCGUGUACGACUGCACGGAUUUCCUGAAAAAUCAUCCCGGCGGGUCGGAUGUGAUACUCGAGUACGCCGGCAGAGACGCCACUCUGGCUUUCAUUGGGACGGGACACUCGAGAGCAGCCAGACUGAGCUUAGAGAGGUAUCUUAUAGGCGAACUUCCACCGGGAGAAAGGAUCUUCCGUGUCCCGAACGGCGUGAAGGUCGCUGAAUUCUAAUCGGCGAAGCAGAAUUCUUUAUCGCGAGAUUCAGCGGGAGAGACUGAUCUCAUUGAUCCCUGAGUGUGGCGACUGAAUAUUCUUAGUACUUCAUCGACAUCGUUUAUGUGCAAUGGAUCCACUCCCUGCAGUUGCCGUCCUUUGAGUGUUUCAAUCAAUCGUAUCAAUGAUAUGCUAUUUAUAAUUAUUAUCGAGAGUGUGUACUGGCAUAUUUAACUAUUUAAUGUACCUUCGAGGCUUCUGACAGACUGGUGGGUAUUGGAAGACGAGCGUGACAUUCGCGUCUGCGUUUUUAUAUUUAUGGGAGAUUAGUACUUAAUAGUAUGGUUAAUAAAGAGAAGCUUCACGAA
Messenger RNA from Nomia melanderi (Alkali bee), 1355 nucleotides. The record is from RefSeq and is a predicted model, not a curated record. NCBI's taxonomy places the organism in Eukaryota, Metazoa, Arthropoda, Insecta, Hymenoptera, Halictidae.